Strongylus vulgaris is the source of this 828-nucleotide messenger RNA. NCBI's taxonomy places the organism in Eukaryota, Metazoa, Nematoda, Chromadorea, Rhabditida, Strongylidae. The record is from the annotation of a GenBank genome assembly.
UUGUAUAGUACAAUUCAGGAUUCCGCAAAACGACGUGAGUACGAUCACUGGCUUCGUGAGCAAAAUUAUCGUAGAAACAAGGGCACAAUCGCUGAGAGAAUAGAGAUUAGUGAAGACGACACCGAGCCUAUAGUGGAGCCCUGCCGUUGCGGCGACAACUAUGAGAUCUCGUUAGAGGAGGUGCGCAAACAUCUUAUCGCUAUUGCAGAACAACCUAUGAGGAUACAAUUAGAUAUGCUUCAGAUUCAGAAAAUUGUUGAUAUCGGUGUCUUCGAGUGUUGUUCUUGUUCACUCUGUCUAGAAGUUGUGAAAGCUAGACCAUCAAUUCAACUAAUAUUGUGCUUAAGACCCAGUGCUGAUAGCCCCAGUACAAUUGGUGCUUCCAUAUCAAUGGCGUGGCAUGAGUACAAGGCAGGCACUUCCGAGCAACGAUCCGAACUGAUGGAACUUUGGGAUAUUGGAGGUUCAGGUGCGCAUCGUGCCGCUUCAGCAGUCUUUCUGGAUGGAGCUGCAGGUGUGAUUUUGGUGCACGAUUUGAGCAACAAGAAAAGUGAAGAGUGGCUUACAUUGAUAGAUGGGAAGCCUCGUUCCAUUGGCUCCUCAGCAUCUCGUUCCUUAUUGGCUGAUAUAGAGUCUUGUCACAUUCCAAUUCUCACUGUAGGGUGUAAGUUGGAUUUGGCUCCGCACAGGGGACCCUCUGCCUAUGACAGAAUGAACAUCAAUUGUCUUCGGCCUAUCCCUCCUGGCUCCACUGCGAGCAUGGCGUUGGCACGGUAUGUGAGAUUCUUAUCUAUUCAAAGAGACAAACUUGAACUCGUUAUCGAUUAA